GACUGAGGACAGACGAUGGUGGAGCUCAUUCCCAGUUACUGUGCGCAGCUGCACAGUAGUAGGUUCCAGGCGGUGCUGCCAGCUCCCGGUGGAUCACUGGUAGACAUUGAGCCAUGCCAGUGUUACGCUAGACCCGGUGUCCACCAGCGUGGUGUAGGGGACCCCUUCAAAAUGGAUGGGGACAUGGCAGAAGUCUCCCACCAUCAUUCUCCCCACGACUACAGCAGACGGGAUCGGCAGACCGAUGCAGGAGAUCAUACUGAUGCUGAACAAAGCCUGGAAGGGCAUACACCAGUUGCAGAUAACCCGCAUGCAGAAUACGGUCUUACAGAAAAUGUACAGAGAAUACUUGAAAAUGAGAAGACCAAUACAGAAAAGGUAUCGAAACAGAAAGUGGAUCUCCAGUCCCUUCCCACACGUGCAUACCUGGACCAGACUGUUGUGCCUAUUCUUCUACAAGGACUCUCUGUGUUGGCAAAAGAAAGACCUCCAAAUCCCAUCGAAUAUCUAGCGGCAUAUCUGCUGAAGAACAAGUCACAGUUUGAGGAUCGAAAUUAAUACCCUGGAGUGGACAAACACUGAUGCAUCACCAAGAAGAUCUAUAAUUAACAUAAAUAAGUCUUGUUUUUCUUUAAUUGAAAUACUUGCAUAUUAGUGGGAUUACAAAUGUUGUUUUUUCUAUUUUUUUCAGUGCGGAAUAGUGUAAUUGCAGAUGCCAAUUUGUUAUUAAGUUGCUUUAUUAACAAUAAAUAUGAAAAGUGAACAUUGAGAUAAA
Messenger RNA from Acipenser ruthenus (sterlet), 775 nucleotides. RefSeq names its product protein dpy-30 homolog. The transcript has 5 exons. Gene Ontology annotation, cellular component: Set1C/COMPASS complex. Bases 16 to 558 code for a protein of 180 amino acids. The record is from RefSeq and is a predicted model, not a curated record. NCBI's taxonomy places the organism in Eukaryota, Metazoa, Chordata, Actinopteri, Acipenseriformes, Acipenseridae.